Anopheles funestus (African malaria mosquito) is the source of this 2452-nucleotide messenger RNA. It is a transcript of the gene Atf-2, whose product is annotated as cyclic AMP-dependent transcription factor ATF-2. The coding region runs from base 315 to 1658 and encodes 447 amino acids. Lineage: Eukaryota; Metazoa; Arthropoda; Insecta; Diptera; Culicidae. The record is from RefSeq and is a predicted model, not a curated record. Gene Ontology annotation, biological process: regulation of transcription by RNA polymerase II. Gene Ontology annotation, molecular function: DNA-binding transcription factor activity, RNA polymerase II-specific; cAMP response element binding. The transcript is spliced from 2 exons.
GGGAAAAAUUCUCCUGGCUCAUUGAAACUACCACCACUGUUGAAAGAUCAAGUGACAUCCCACGCGAACAAAAACGUCAACAUCGAAAAAAAUACCAGAACAUCAGAAAAGGGCCAAUAACAUUCACUUCUAUCACGUACACUGCACUGCAAACCGUAAAAUAUAAUAGCUUCUGUUCGUUCAGACGUAUUGCAAGAUGCUGGCAAGAUUUCUUGCCCAGUCUGCUGCCGAGUCGUCGUUAAAUGUAAUUUUGUACCUUGUGUUUUCGUGAAACUAAUCCCCCAAAAGUCAGCUUCCUACGACGUCACUCAACGAUGGACGAGAAACAAGAUCAUUCCGAUACUCCAGUGAAGGAGGAAUUCCAGUGCAAAAUCGAUGGAUGCAAGCAGAGCUUUACCACCGAGCUGCAUUGCAAUGUGCACACGAAAAAGCACGACUUGAGCUUAAACUUAGAGAUGCCGCAGAAGGGUCCUGGGGUCAUCUUCGCUGACCAAACACCCACCCCGACGCGAUUGAUUGGUAAAUGUGAAGAGGUUGGUUUGUUCGAGGAUCUGCAGAAGGUGAACCCGUUUGAUGAAACGUUUCGCAGAGCUGUCGAAUCGGGCGGGAGCAGUGGUUCUUCGUUAACCGGUGACCAGACACCAUUGGCAACUACACACACGGUGCCCUGCUGUCGAGCUGCAGAAGGGGAAACACUUCAUACACCGCACAUAUUCCCGAGUGGUAUCGAUCGAUCGUCUAUUGAUCUCCUUGGUAACGAGAAUGUUGCUGCUAAGCAACGGCAAAAAAUCAAACCCAGUGGUGCAUCCUUGCGAACUAAGCAACAGCAGCUAGAGCAAGCAAUUGCUGUUACUAGCAGAACCAACGCUGAGCAAAGAAGCUCUAAAAAGACACCCACCAAGCGUAAAACGCCUUCCGUGGUGGACAUACUACCGAAGCCGUCCGUACAACACAUAUCGCACACAAGCGAACCGAUUCCACUCAUCAUCAUUCCGUCCGACACUUCGGAUACAAAGCAACCUGCGGAAGGAACGGUUCUUGUGAAGGAAAAGCUAAAGGAACACUUAGCUAAAGUGCGGGAAACGACACAGGGACCGAAGGAGAGCUCGUCGGCCAAGAAACGUGCAAAGCACGGGGAGGUAAAAGGUGAAACGUCCAUCACACCCACGAAACCGAUCGAUCUCACUAAACCAACGGACGAGCAAGCAAUUUUAAAGCACGAACGAUGGAAAGCGGCCGCUAAACGCUACAGAAUGCGCGUAAAGAAAAGUCAAGAUCAGCAGCUUCAGCGCAACAUCCAGCUUGAAGAGGAAAAUCUUCGACUGCGUACACAGCUUGCCGAAUUGCAGCACGCUCACCGCAACUGUAAUGUGACGCGCACUAACAGUUCCUUAAAAGUUGCCCUGGUGCAGGGUACAUCGCAAAGCAUUGCAAAUGCCACCGUAACACAGCAGGGCGCGAGUUCAACACUGCUCAACACAAUCGAACAACAGCACCAGCUGCAGCAACAACAGCCGGUUCCAUUGUCCGUCCCACAGCAACGAUUAAUUACAUCACACAUCAUCGAUAGCAACACGUUUAACCGUAUGCCGAUUAUCAUUGUGAUGGGACCGACAGCAACGCAACCGGCUGCGCCUGCUGUCGCGAGUGAUGGUUAAGCUUGUGCCUUACACGAGGGAACCGGGUAAACAUAUGGAUGUAUUUUUUUAGCAUUUUUUUAACCCUUUGACUGCCCUCAAUAGGCUUUUUAUGAUUUAUGACAACGAUUGAUAAUAGACGAAUAUUCAGGCGGAAAUACUCGUGCAUUAUUGAUUAUGCUAACAUCACUUUUCAUAAAAUUGAUUUAAUUUCACCCGACAGUGGAUGCAAGCGUGUUCAAUACAAUACAUUAUUACUAACGGUCCAACACUGGUAAUGUUUGAAAGAUAAUUGUGUAGAGAAACAUUUAUUUUACUUUAAUUUUUUGUUGACUUCAUAAAGCCCUUAAAGUCGCUACGGUACACCUGUACGAUGCAUUGGGUCUGUUAUCGUUUUUGUUAAGUUUAAUUAAAGCUUUCAAUUAAUGAACCCGUCUGGAAAUCAGAUCAAGUAAAUCAAGCUAAUUUGAAUGUGACCCAGUUGUGUGAAAGGGGUUUUAAAGGUGAAAUUGCAUCGAUCUUAGCCCAUAAAGACAUUUUAGGUUGUCCACAAACAAACAACGACGCAAAGCGAUAGAAUAGUGCCUGAUUAGAAAGUACCCGGUUCCUGUACGGAAUUUAUUCAGCUAUCGUUUACAAUUAUGGGACUUGCCCUCUAGUAGCGUAACGGACAAAACAAAAAAACAAACAAACACAUAGUGUUUCUUUUAAAGAGUAGAAAAGUUAAUCAACACAUUUGUUCUUUUAUAGCAUUUGAAACAUUGUUAGUACGCGUUAUAUUGCUUAAUAAAUUGUUCAGCAAUUCCCUAACGAAA